AUGGAGCUGUCGGAGUUUACUCAAACCUAUGAAACAAAGUUUUUUUCUUUUUUUGUUGUUGUUUAUCAAACAUGCAAGAAUGGUGGGCUUGCGGCUGUCUUUCUCGCCCCUCUUGUCACAAGGAUGCUGCGUCGUGCAGGAGGCAUGUGUGGCGGAGUAGGACUGAGGAGGAAUACGUUGGGCCGUAGAAUUUCUGCUGCACGGCGUGGAAGGGCAUCUCCUCUGUCAGUGAGCCCAUCGGUGCUUGUGAGUGCGGCCUUCCGGUUUCCCUCUUUGGGCCCAUUGUGCCGAUGGAUUCACACAAGAAUGGAGCCGGACUUUGUAGAUGAUACCGUUGAGGAGGAUGAGGUGACGCUGGAAGAUUAUGAGGAGCUGCUGCUUCAUUCCGCGCCGUCAGAAACGCUCGAAAAGGAGAACCACGAUGGGGGCGUGAUUGAAACUGAGGCAACCCACAAUGUCAAUCAACCCCCUCUUUCUUCAACAAUGAGGCUUGUGAACAACAUUCUGGAGCUUCUCCCUUCUGACGGCACGGGAACUCGACUCACCACAAUCACACCUCUCCUAGACGUGGAGGCCGUAAGUGAGCUUUUUGGAUCUGUCCUUGCCUUUGUGCAGUUGUUUCCUCAUCGGUUCCGGUCCUACCAGGUUGAGGAAGAAGACGGAAGUCUCCGUUGGUAUGUGAGUCGUGUGCAGGCUGCAAGAAGCUUGCCGCCAUCCAUAUCGGUAGAAGAGGCAACGAAAAAAAGAGAAUGUGAUGGUGAAAAUGAGAAGAAAAUGGUUCAGACACAAGUGCGAGUUAGACUUCACUCUGCAGAAACAAACUUCUCUGAGAAAAAAAUGAGCCUCGUUCUACAACAGCUGCAGGAAAUGUUACCCAAAGACAAGCCAAUUUCUACGACCGGAUUGCUACAAACAUUUCCAAUGGAACUUCAAGACUCUAUUCGAGAGUUGGGAGGUGGGCUAUUACGUCUUUUGAAGAAUACACUAGCUCAGGACUAUUUGGACCUUAGCGAGGACACAUCUUUUGUAUCCGUAAAGGGAAUUCUUUCUUCACAAGGAAUAACAACAUAUCAUUGCCUUUCGAAAGAGGCAACUCACAAAAGCGUUGUGUCAGUAAUGCCUGUAGCGGAUUACGCAGAUGACGCAUGGAACGUUGAGCUUAACUUGGACGAUGAUGAUGAUUUUUUAACCGCUGACGAUGACACUUCCGAUGAUGUUGAGCCAAAAGACGGGUUUAUUCAAAGUGUUAGCGUUGCCACAGCAGCUCUCCCCAGCACCAUACAGCACCAGCAGCAGACAAAGAAUAAAUCAUCUAUGUCUUCUGCUUCUUCAAAAGUACCGGAGCGAAUAGAAAAACACCGGACACCUCCACCAUUGCCUUCAAAAAAGAAGGAUCUUUCCUCCUCAAAAGCACGCAUGUCAUCCGAGGAACUACUAAAGGCGCAUACAACAAUGGCCUUGUUGCGUGGGCGACGUUCACCCAGCGAGAUGUUGGAUCUAUUUGUUGAGUGCGUCCCCACCACCCACGUUCCUGUACAACAGAUAAAAGUGACAGACGCUCUCGCGAGAGUUCUCGGUCCGAGGAAUACUCUUCACAAGGUGAUUAAAAUUUACUCCUACUAUUUUGAUAGAAAUAAACAAUCAGAUACUGUACGUUUAAAGCCAACGCUUCAACAUGAACGCCUUGGAGCAGCCAACGUUCUUUAUGAUGCUGUAACAAAUGGCGCAUCAUCGACAGGUCCUACCCAACGAAAACUUAAGGAAACCAGCGUCACUCGUGCAUUUCCUGUUUUAAAUACGCCUAUUCGCACAAAAAUGGAUUUAUCUGCAACACGAAAGAAAGGGGGGCUUCCUCUUGGUUCCAAAACACAUACCACAUCCACAGUUGUGUGUUCCAACUCAGAAUGCUUUUCGCUUCUCAAGGCGCUCCGACAUGACCGUUACGUUGGCAUCUCGGAGUGGGCUCAAAACGCCGGUGUUUCGAUCUCAACUCUCACUUCCUUUACUGAAGAAAACUCCAAUCAUCAUUAUUUAUUGACGCAGGAUUGUUCUUGGCAACAAGAUAAGAUGCUCUUGUGGCGACUUCGACCGUACUGGUUGGCUCCCGGGUGCGCAGGGGAGCUGGGGUCUGAGGACUCUCGUGAGGCUGCAGCGAUCGAGCAACACCUCAAGCCUAUUUGGCUUUCUAUCGACCGACUCCUUCAAAAAUUGCCAUUAUCAGCACAGAACAGUGUACAGGACGUUUCCCGUGAGUAUGGGGGAGUUGAGCCAUGGCUUCGUCAAUUUGGUCGAAUGUGCUGGGUUGACAAGGAAGGGAAAAACGUUCGAAAAUACUGCGCCGCAGCCGAACUUGAUGAUAUUCAGCAUGUGGUGGUACAGUACUUGCACAGCACACUGCCUACCACUUUUGUCAAUUUAAAAUAUGAUAUCAUACCAAACAAACUAUCUUCCGAUAAGCUAAGUGAGGAAAUAAUUGCCCACCAGAGCGAUGGCAUUCUGCAGCUUAUCGAUCACGGUCUCACGAUCGCACGGCAGCAGGCACUCGCUUCAUUAUCUCAUGAGGCAGAAACCGUUUUUGAAAAAAAAACCAUUCAAGAGAAUCUCUAUCUCUUUUUGCGUAGACAUCCUCAACAGGUGGAUGUUAAGGAAGAAGAGGGGAUCAUAUGGGCAGCAAAGCAUUCUUUCUUUGGAAGAAACACGGGUAAAUAG
Molecule: messenger RNA, 2709 nt
Organism: Trypanosoma cruzi
Lineage: Eukaryota; Euglenozoa; Kinetoplastea; Trypanosomatida; Trypanosomatidae
Exons: 1
Coding region: 1-2709 (902 amino acids)
Source: RefSeq, a predicted model, not a curated record